Molecule: messenger RNA, 9875 nt
Organism: Rhincodon typus (whale shark)
Lineage: Eukaryota; Metazoa; Chordata; Chondrichthyes; Orectolobiformes; Rhincodontidae
Gene: tmem94
Product: transmembrane protein 94
Exons: 32
Coding region: 390-4508 (1372 amino acids)
Source: RefSeq, a predicted model, not a curated record
CCGGCGCCGGCCCGCGGUCAGUGCGCGUGCGCGGUGUGUCUCCCCGCUCCUGGCUGAGUGGCCGCUAUUAUCCCUGGAACGGCCUGGGACCCGGGGAUUGUCCGGCCCCGGCCCUGGCCCUGGCCCCGGCCCGGUACCCCCACCUCACCCCGCCGCCUUCUACUCACACCCCUCCUACACCGAGCCGCGACUCCCCUCGGGAUGCAGGAUCUCAAAGGCCAGGUAGCUGGUAAGGAGCCAUUCACGUACGUGACCAGGAGCAACAUGAGACGUUGACGCCUGCUGCUGCGCUUGUAAUUCCAGAGCUAUCUCUGCCAGGCAGCUCAGGCUGAGCACACGAGAAAGCCGUAUCAUCAGUAUCUUUAAAUCUGCAGCCUACAUUGGGCUCAAUGCUUUUCAAAGAUCUAAAACCAGCGGCAAUAAAGCCCCAGAAGUGGACUAAGAUGCGAGAUGAAAUGGUCGCUAGCUUGGGCCUUUCCACCAAACAGGCUCUGACAGUACUGCAUAACCAGCUCUCGGUAAUCCUGGAAGAGCACCAGAAGCAGCAGAUAAAGAAGGGCUCUUGGAAGGAUGUAUGGUUUAAGGGUUUCCUCAACCUCAGUAACCGAUCCUCCAGCUUCCACUGGCCUGGAGCAGCUCUUAUGCUGAUGGCUGCCAUUUUGUUGCUGUGUUGCUUUGGAAGCCAACCAGAUGGAAGCCAGGGUACCGCAGUACUGAAUGCUGCUGUGUUGUUCCUACUACUUUUUCUCAACCUUUAUGUGAUUGGGAGACAAGGAAGACUGAAAAGAGGCGAGGUCAUAGCCAGACUACAAGCAAUCAUCAAUAAACUGAAUGAAGCACUUCUGAGUAGUGAGGAACUGAGAUGGGAAGAUGCAUUAUACCCAGAUCUCUUUAUGCCCUCUGCCCCAUCCUGGUCACUCCACUGGGCCUAUAGAGAUGGACAUUUAGUCAAUCUUCCAGUCUGCUUAUUGGUGGAAGGCGACAUCAUUGCCCUUAGACCUGGCCAGGAGUCCUUCGCUUCUUUAAGAGGAAUAAAGGACGACGAGCACAUAGUACUGGAACCUGGUGAUUUGUUUCCCCCGUUUUCCCCCCCGCCAACACCCAGGGGAAAAGGAAAGAAAGGACCUGAGACUCCUCAGCAGCACAGACACUUCAGAGUAGUGAGAACCCCAGUUCUUGAAAAUGUCAGGCGGAGUCUGGAUCUAGCACUAUCUCGGCCUGUCACUGCACUUGAUAACGAGCGGUACACGGUACAGUCAGUGAUGGAGAAAUACACAGUUCCUUUUGUUCUGGCUUUGUUUCUGAUUACAAAUGCUGUGCGUUUUGCACUCAAAGCACCUGGAAUUGGCAAUUGGCAGUUCACUUUCUUUCAGCUUCAGGUAAAUGGGGUUCUGCCUAUUCUUCCCUUGCUCUUCCCUGUGGUGUGGGUGCUCGUCACAGCAUACGGAGAGGCUAGAGUCCUCGCUCAGUUCAGCAAAGCUCCUCCAGUUGGCCUGCUGGCAAAAUUCUCUGAGGACACCCUGAGCAGCUACACUGAAGUUGUUUCUUCAAAGGAAAUGAUGUUAUGCAUCUGGAGUCACUUUCUGUCUCUGCUGCGAGGAAGGUCCCUUACCCUUUGCUACACUUCCAGUCUGCUUCAGAACCUGGGUUCUGUUACAGUACUUUGCUGUGUGGACAAGCAAGGGAUACUGUCGUGGCCCAAUCCCAGUCCAGAAACAGUUCUGUUUUUCAGUGGACGUGUGGAACCACCCCAUGACAGCCUAGAGGACCUGAAAGAUGAUUUGUCCAUGAGGUCUUUUCUUCAUCCAGAGAUGGAAGAGGAGAAGGAUGAGCCCAGGGAGGCUGAUGCUCUGUUGCCCACCACUGGUCUGGAGUUUGUACACGUCACCAAUGAAAUGGGACAGGACAAAGAAGAGAAGACUGAAAGUACUCCACGUUUGAGGAAACGCAGUGAGAAUCGACGUUGCAAGCACCUGUCAGGUUCCAAUGUCAGCUUCAGCAAAGACACAGAAGGAGGGGAGGAUGAUGUGACACAGGUGAGUGGUAUUGGUGAAGACCUGGGCCUGGAAGCAGAGGAUUACAUCUGUGAUUACCACUUAGAAAUGCUGAGCCUGUCACAAGACCAGCAGAACCCGGCUAGUAUUCAGUUUGAUGACUCAAACUGGCAAUUUCACAUCUCCUCACUGAAACCACUGGGCCUCAAUAUCCUCCUCAACCUGUGCUACUCCACUGUCACUGAGCAGAUGUGCCGCUUCUCCGACCACCUAUCCAAUAUCGCCCUGCAGGAAACAUCCGGUGCAGCCAUGCCCAUUCACAUUCCUUGGGGACUCUGUGAAUUAGCCAGACUCAUAGGCUUUACUCCUGGAGCCAAAGAGCUGUUCAAGCAAGAGAAUCAUCUGACCAUGUACCAACUUCCAACAGCAGAAAUGGUAAAGGAGCCAGUGCCGCAGAGACUGUUGUAUGUAACCAAGAGGCGACCGCCACUCAGUCACAUGAUCAGCCUUUUUGUGAGAGAUACAUUGACCAAUAGUGUACAGAUGCUGUCUCAUGGCACAGCUGACCUCAUCUUGGAGGCCUGCACAGAUUUUUGGGAUGGAACAGAUAUUUAUCCACUCUCUGGUUCUGACAGGAAAAAAGUGCUCGAUUUUUACCAACGUGCCUGUCUGUCUGGCUACUGCUCGGCUUUUGCCUAUAAACCAAUGCACUGCACCCUGUCUUCGGAACUGAAUAGCAAAUGCAUUGAAUUGGUCCAGGUGCCAGGUCAAAAUGCCAUCUUCACUUCCUAUGAUUUACCGGGGACUACGCCCAUUAAACAUGGUAGCAGGCGGAACAGCUGGAGCUCUGAUGAAGGGAUAGUAGAAGUGAUGGAGAAGGAAGACUGCAUCCAAGCUUUGAGUGGACAGAUCUUCAUAGGAAUGGUCUCCUCCCAGUAUCAGGCUCGGUCUGACAUAGUCCGGCUAAUCGAUGGGCUUGUCAAUGCAUGCAUCAGGUUCGUCUACUUCUCCCUGGAAGAUGAGUUAAAAAGCAAGGUGUUUGCAGAGAAGAUGGGUUUAGAAACAGGAUGGAACUGCCAUAUCUCUCUGCUACCAUACAGUGGAGGUCCUGGCUCGGAGAUCCCACAGUCCAGCCCAAGCCACACAGGCUCUCUGCGUGAUGACCUUCCUCAAGAUUCAAAGGAUGAUGCAGAGGGAGCUUUGCUAAUGGAAGAAGAAAGACAUUCUGAUCUCAUUAGCUUCCAACCAACAGACAGUGAUGUGCCCAGCUUUCUGGAAGAUCAUAAUAGGGCUAAACUGCCACGAGGGAUCCAUCAAGUGCGGCCUCAUCUCCAGAAUAUUGAUAAUGUGCCUUUACUGGUCCCUUUGUUCACAGACUGCACUCAAGACACAAUGUGUGAAAUGAUGAAGAUCAUGCAAGAGUACGGGGAGGUGAUCUGCUGCCUGGGCAGCUCUGCCAACUUCAGGAAUAACUGUCUUUUCCUGCAGAGUGACAUUGGUGUUGCACUGGAUCCGCUUUACCCAUCUCGAUGUUCCUGGGAGACCUUUGGCUACGCCACCAGUGCCAAUGUUUCAUUUGAUCCUGAUGAACUUACACCUCUGCAAUUAUCUGGCCUCUUAAAUAGCCUGCCCUGUUCCAUUUCCUUUCACCAGGAGGAGAGUAUCAGCAUCAUCAAACUCAUCGAACAGGCACGGCACACAGCAUAUGGAAUCAGGAAAUGCUUCCUCUUCCUAUUACAAUGUCAGCUUACUUUAGUCCUCGUUCAGUUUUUGGCCUGUCUGGUUCAGCUGCCUCCUCCACUCGGCACCACUGAUGUUCUCUGGCUGUCCUGCUUCUGCUACCCAUUGCUGAGUGCUGCACUGUUGGGGAAGCCGCCAGAUAGUUCGGUGAUGACAGUGGCAACAGGAAAGAACUUUGUAUUCAUUCCAAAAAAGACUCAGCAACACUUUCUAGUGUGCUUCUUCAUCAAAUUCAGCAUCACUAUUUUUGCCUACCUCAUUUGCUUUGGGUUCAUGCUGCAGGAAUUUUGUAAAAAGUCCAAUUCCUUCAACGUUACCAGCUGCACAUCCAUAAUGAACAGUUCUGCAGACGGAGCGCCCAUGUGGUUCGGCAAGUAUUCCAAUGGCUUAUUGCUGGCUCAGAAGGUGAUGACCUGUUUCAUUGUUCUGCACACAGUAUGCAUUUCCAUCAGCCAUGUUCACCGGUCCAAAACACUGUGGAGGAAAAGCCCCUUCAGCAACUUAUGGUGGUGUUUCACUCUUCCUGUAGUGAUAGCAGGCCAAAUUAUCUUAGUCGUGGUGGAUUUAAAACUCUGGAAGAACACGGCCACCUCACUGACCUUUGAUCUACAGGAUAUUCCGUUGAUCUCCUGGCUCAUUGGCUUUCUGUCUGUCAUUCUAGUAAUGUUGGUCAAUGAAGUGGUCAAGUUGCACGAAAUUCGAGUACGAGACCGUUACCAGAAAAGGCAGAAGUUACAGUUUGAAACUAAGCUGGGAAUGAAUUCUCCGUUCUAAUGCUGGGACUCGUGCUAGAGAGCCACGUGAACAACUACAGGAGAACUCCUCAACUGACUUCAGUUAGUUCAGGACGUUCAAUCAGAAGACCCAGAGACCCAGAUUACUACUGCAUGAAGACUUCAGAAGCUGCCAGUCUUGUGUCAAAUGAAGGAUUUUUGCCAGAAACGCUCGGACAGAUGCACAGGCUAUAAAGAUACAAAAUGCAGUGCUUUCGGAAAUGGUACCUGGAAAUGCAUGGCAAAAAGGAAAAGAACAAAAGACUUAUAAAAUUGAUGUACUAUGCUGUAAAGCCUGAUUACCUACCUCCAGUCACUGGAGAGACCAUUACUUUAAUACAUGCAGUCUCUUUUCACUUUGUCUCUCCAUUGAGCUAUGGAGCCCAGGAGUUGCAUUACAGCGACAGCACGAGGAGCUGCUGCUUCAGCGGAAGAUGUAAUGAGUUGUAACUUCACAGGAAAAUUGCAAAAGCUGCCAGUGGUUUUGUCUUUGCUCAUUUGGGGGAUUUGAAGUCCCUUAGCUCCAUACCAGUGUUCACUGAUAUAAUAACCUCACAUUAGAGACCUUUACUAUUGAAAGUGUCUUAUAGAGCAGGAGUGGAAGCUUCAUCCAACAACCAUUUUUAAAUUUCAACUCUCCAUUAGGGCUUCCUACACCAGUCAAGUCAAUGGUCAGUCAGCAGUCAGAAGCCCUGUGCAGGCCUGUGGUUUAUUUGUCUGCUGCUUAGAGAUUAUUUUUAAUGAAAGAUCUCCUUAGGUCAGUAGGAGUCGGGGUCAGAAUUUGCCAUGUCGAGCCAAGCUGUGAAUACCCACCUGGCUGGGAUUGUAAGGUACCAUCUGUGUGCGCUGGACCAGGCUGUCUGUAUUUAGUUUUGGGGGGUGUAUUGUGAACGUCACAUUUCUGUUGUGUGAUUGUUUGCAGGUAGGGGCAAAUUAAGUGUUUUAUGUCGGUGGUUGCCUAUGUUGGUGCUUAUCUGCUGGGAUUGUUCUGAUGGAGGAGCAGUCCUGUGAAGAGAACUGGCUGGCUGCACAGAUUUGCUGGUCACUAGCUAUUGUCAUGCCUGUGUGGCAUCAAACUGAUCAUACUCUAGGCCAAAUCUGCAUGUUCCUGUACUAUCUACUCACCAGUCUCUUAAGUGGAUUACAGAUCCCUGUCACACGCCUUGUUGAAUUAAUUCUGCAACGUUUAAUUUUUAUAUUCAGCCAACGUUGUUUUAUACAUUUUCCACAUCCUGAAUGAAACACACUGGGCCUUAAGACCCUGCAAAGUUAACUAUUUAAAGUCUGUGCUAAACAUGAAACUGCCUUGUUUAUUAGGUUGGGCAGUAUACUUUAAAGGGGAUGUUAACUGUGAGGCUGUGUAUGGGAGGGUCCACAGUGGAACCAUAUUCUGGUUUUGUUUACAGCCCUAGCUUAAAGUAAAAAUAAAUGGAAGACCUAUCUACAUUGGUCAAGAAUCAGAAGCCUACAGUUUUUGAAAUGCAAUUUGCAAUUAAAAAAAUCAUGUUUAAUGUUUAAUAGGCAUCUGGACCAUCCAGCAUUAAAUCACUAAUCCUGCAAAAUAUCGGGCAUCUUGGGUCACUGAGGCUUCAUGAGGUUUCAAGGACUGGUUUACUCCCUCACUGCUAGAGCGUUCCAUCUUCUAAUCAGGCUUUGUUAUAAUAAUGAUCACAUGUCCCUGCUAUUAUUGCCUUUCCCCUCUGACUUCUCUUUACUUCUGUUUUAAUUUUUUCCUGUUUACUGUUUGUAUUUUACAAUUCCAAAGAAAAUCAUGUCAACAGUUGUAUUGAUGUGGGGAGUACAAUGCGAGCGAUGUCACCACAAUGUAUGUGACAAUGUCGUGUGCACUUCAGUAUAUGCAGACUUCAUGGAGAACCGAUGUUACACUCAGUCUCCAUUACCCCCAUAGCUUCUUACACUGUGCCAAGGAAUCAUUUCUUUCAAGGGGGGUAGGAUUUAGCAGUUCGUGACAGGAAAAGCAGCUCAAAUGCAGGAGUUGACGCUAGCAAUCAUAGUGAAUAUGUGGCAUGUGCAUGUCUGAUAUGUAAUCUAGUCAGUGAAUUCCAGUCUGUUUCGGCAGAGAAUGGUGUGUGCUGGUAAAGGCAGUCAAGAUUAAGAGAUGGAAACGUUGACUGACCGCCCAGUAAAUGUUUGUUUGAUAUUGUGCAUUGCUGACAUGCCUGUGGAAGUCUACACUCAAGUAAUUCCACAUAUGCUAAGUCUUACAACACUUUUACAACACUCCUUAAUUCAGUGAUUAAAGCAAUUGUGUUUUCAUUUGGAAAACCACAUUGAAUCUUCACGAGUGCACCUGCACUGUGCCUGAUGGUUGGGGGUUUUGACAUUCGGGUGUGAAGCCCAUGGCAUUCUUUAAUCGUGCAGCAUUUAUGUGACAACUCUGUAACGAUUCAGAUUCAGUAUGUACUUGGUGAUGUUUGCGUUUUAUUUGCAUUCUGAUCAUGCCAUUAACCUUGAAGCCCUGUUUUGUUUUGUUUUUUACCCCUUCUGCUCCUCUAUAUGUUUCAGGGGAUGGGGAGAGGCAGGUCUAACCCCCCCCUGAUUACUCCCACUCAGUUUGUCAUGUGUAAAACAGUAGGACACUGGGGAGUGAACAGAGUCUCCCUUGACAUCAUCUUCCAUUGCAGAGAUGCCUCAACAAGGCAACAGUUGUGUGUGCUGUACCUGAUGGCACAGCAUUGCCAGUACUGAGGUUUCCCUUCAUUUUCAGCCAUUCAUCUUUCAAGGAAAAGGGCUGGUCACAUGGUUUUAAUCAGGUUUGACCCUAAAAUCAUCAGGCUUUUUCUGAAGCUCUUAAAAAACAAAUCAUUCAAGAACUUUUUGAGGUAGUCACUCUGACAGUUUGGUAUUGCCUUGGCAUCAGUGUUUUUAACCAUCAGAAAAGUGGUAAAAGAAUGAGCAACGUCUGCUCAUUAAAUGUACAUGGGUUUGACAGAGGAAUGCACUACCAGCUGUUGUUCCUGUAGGUGAGAACUUGUGCUAUAAAGCCCCAGAAACAUUACCCCAUAUCCUUGUAAAAUCUCACCAAGUCUUUAAUUGCCCUUGGGGAACAUUUUCAGUUAUCACAUGAUAGGGGGCUGGUGGUGGAGAGCAGAGAUGAACUUGACAAGAAAGUGUUGGCUUGUGUGGUAAGAAGGUGAGUCACACAGGCAGAAGAUGAACACUGAGCUUUAGCAAAUUAUUGCACUGCACUUGGCAACAGGUUGCAGUCCUUGUGGGCACUAGGCAGGUCUAUACCCUUCUCAAGUGAGACACAUGUAUCUGCACAGUAGAAGCUGGAAAAUGACAAAGCCAUUUGUUCAGAGUCGGCUUGGCUGAAAGAUGGGAGCUAGCAGCAGUCCCAACAGAGAGAAAUUGUAACCAGAAACAUUAGCAGGCAGGUUGAUGUAUGCCCUUUAAGGAUAAACUAAAUGAAGUGCCUCCCUAGGACAGAUGUCUCCUGCAAAUUGUCUUACAGCAGUUUGUUUCUAAACUAUGCAAUUACAUUAUAGUUGGUGGAGUUGACUGUGUUUAAGAAGCUACCCACCUUGUCACUGCAACAUUGGUACAGACUUUCCAACCUGCAUUUAUAAUGUUUUGAAGCUAGUAUUUGGGAGUUACAUGACCAGCUUGAGAUGAACACCCUCCAUUUCCUCCUGUUUACUGUCUCAUUCUUACACAGCACCUGACUUCUGCCUGUGUAUUUCUACAGUGCCAAGGCUGGAGGAGGCUGCACUUACAAUGGGAAUGAGUAGCAGCCCUUCACACUUCCUUGCUUCCAUGGUUCACACUGGUAUUGCAAUGCACACCAGUAAGUAGAUGGCCUCCCUGGUUCAUAGGGCAGGAAGGAAUUGGAAGAAUGUUUGUAUCACAGCAGGGGUAACAACCGAGAUCAAUCACUGCUUCUGCCCUAUUUCUGAAAGUUACAUCUCACCCACGACAAACACCUUUAACCUUUUUAUGAAAACAAAUUUUGUAAAGUUGUUUCAAAUUUAUUUACAAAGAAAGUGGAAAUUGUACCAUUCCAUCACAACACAAAGGUGGGGAAGGACAUUUGGAUUUUGUGCACUUUCUUUAGAAGAGAGCUGCUGUUUGGUGUAAAGGAGUGUUGAAACAUCUCCCCACCCCAACCACCAGCAAGGGCUUAAAAUAACUGAUUUCAACCAUUAGCUACUGACCAGGUCUGAAGACCAUGGGGUGAUCCAUCCUGGUAAUUCUUCGAGAUUAAAAAAAAUUGUGUUAGACAAUACAUUUGUUGAAACAGUUCUUAUGUCUCUGUCAAAUAUUAUUUCAAUUUGUUAUUGUCACAAUGUUACAUCCCUCUGCUGCCCCAUCCUCUAUUGAAGUCUUUCUUCACCUUUAUCCAAUUUUUUGGUGCUGUUGUUUUACAGAUGAUUGAGAAGUGGCAAUUCUUUACUUAGCAGAUUCCCUGUGCUGUGAUUCCAAGAGAUUCUGGAUACUGAAACUAGGUGUUGGUUCUAAUUUCCACCCCAAGUUUUCUAACGCCCACUGUUAGAUCUGAAUGAAUCAAAAGUGAAUUAGACAUUGGUGCAAUAACGCUGCCCAUUGAUGGGAUGUAAAUGUUGUACAAAGUGCUAGCAACAGCAUGUCACUGAGACAUUGUUUCUAACUUAUUUGUAAAUGGAGUUGUUUGGUUUGAACAACUGAGCUUUCUACGCUGUAAUAAGAAUGCUGAUUCCUCAGCAGCAUGUACCUGGGUUUGUUGCUUUGUGAAAAUAAACUCAAUAAAUUUCUAACUAAUCGUGAAAGCUGGGUACAGAUCAGGGAUAUUAUGUGGCCAACCUGACGACUUUCCAAAAUGUGCCGUACCCAGACCCUUCCCCAUCUCAAUAAUUCCAAGGUUCUUUGAUUCGUUUUCACAGUCAAAUUGAUAAGCUGUAAUUAAGGUGAGAUUUCUUUGUGAUGACCAAUGCACAAUGCAAAACAGCUCUUUCUCUUGUUUAAACAAAACAAGAAUGAGUGUAUGCAAACUCACUUUUCUCCAAAGAUGGUGUUUCCCAUUGGAUUUAGUGAUCUGCAUGCUACCACAUCAAACCCAAUUUGCAAUGGGGUUUCUCACCCAUGUUAAGUUGAACACGCAUCUGCCAAUGAUUGAUUUUCAUUGCCAAAAGUGCCGGCUAUAUCCUGGUGGUGGUAGUGAGGCUUCAAUAUGAUGAUAGUCAGGAGCCCCAUCCUGAUGUGCAGUAAUGCCACGUGCACAAACCUGGUUCUGUGAUAUUUUAUAACUGUACAUUGUGUAAAAUGUUUAGAGAUAUUUAAUAAUGCUAUACUGUUAUUUUUGAAUUUUACUAUGAUCAAAACUUGUAACCUGUAAAAACAAAUUGCAAUGGCAAUAAAUAGUGUCUUUGUA